Molecule: messenger RNA, 882 nt
Organism: Soboliphyme baturini
Lineage: Eukaryota; Metazoa; Nematoda; Enoplea; Dioctophymatida; Soboliphymatidae
Source: the annotation of a GenBank genome assembly
AUCUCAUACGACUUCCUAGUGAUCGCAGUGGGCCUCCGUUUGCGCUUUGAUAUGGUGAUCAGCAUAGCAUUUGGACAGGUUAAAGACUUAGAAGAAGCUUUAAAAACGGAUGAUGUGUCAUCAAUAUAUUCUCCGAACUUAGCAGAGAAGACGUUCAACGAUCUUCAACGUAUUCAAUGCGGCAAGCUUGUAUUUACCUUUCCAAUUACUCCUAUAAAAUGCGCUGGUGCACCUCAGAAAAUAGUUUAUCUGGCCGAUGACUAUUUGCGGAAAGUAGGACGAAGAGAUCAAACCACUAUAACAUACAACACGGCGAUGAAUGUCAUGUUUUCGCACCCAAAGUAUUCUAAAGUCAUGGAAAAAGUAGCAAAAGCACGUGGUGUCCAUGUGAAUUUCCUGCACAAUCUUGUCGAAGUCGAUUACGUUCAGAAGCGAGCUAUAUUUGACGUGUUGAAUACUGAACAGAAGAAAAUAGGAACGAAAAUUUUGCCGUAUGACAUGCUUCACGUUUCUCCGCCCUGCACAGCACCGGAACCUCUGCGAAGCAAUAAACAACUGACUGCGCCGAACGGUUGGAUGAAUGUGGACGUACAGACUCUUCAACACAAAACGUAUCAGAACAUUUUCGGAAUUGGUGACUGCUGUAAUCUGCCGACAUCGAAGACUUUGGCUGCAAUCACUGACCAGAUCAGCAUCUACCACGGUUACACCGCUUGCCCUUUAAUAACGUCUUCGAAAACUGUGGUUAUGGCUGAAUUUGGGUAUAAUGAAGCACUGUUUGAAACAAUACCGUUUGACCAGGGAAAGGAACGCCGCUUCAUGUUUUUCUUGGUAAACCAGGUGUUUCCACGACUCUAUUGGUGUCUUUUCAUCAGGUCUUAA